Hibiscus syriacus is the source of this 1352-nucleotide messenger RNA. Its product is annotated as sec-independent protein translocase protein TATC, chloroplastic-like. Gene Ontology annotation, molecular function: proton motive force dependent protein transmembrane transporter activity. Gene Ontology annotation, biological process: protein transport by the Tat complex; intracellular protein transmembrane transport. Gene Ontology annotation, cellular component: membrane; TAT protein transport complex. NCBI's taxonomy places the organism in Eukaryota, Viridiplantae, Streptophyta, Magnoliopsida, Malvales, Malvaceae. The transcript is spliced from 4 exons. Bases 72 to 1154 code for a protein of 360 amino acids. The record is from RefSeq and is a predicted model, not a curated record.
UACACGAAAAAAUCUACCAAUUGAGGAGGAGAAAAAAGGCAUUGGACAAACGAAAAAAGAAAAAGCAGACUAUGGCAAGCACCAGCGCUGCUCUAAUAUCCCAUUUGCGGUUCAACGGAAGCUGCUUCAAGCUCGUUGAGCCAACCAAGACUCAGCUCGAGUUCACCUCUCUCAAAUCCAGGCAUUCAAGGACAGGGGGGCUGGAAUUUGGUGCUUCGCGGAGCAGGAGAGGUUUUGGUACAGUCGUUUGUUUGGCUGCCGUUGACGACGAUGCCAAAGAAAACCGGCAACAAGCCUUCAGUAAAACCAGCAGCGCCUCUGCCACCGAAGAUAGACCUGGUAUAGAUGUGGCUAGUAUCUCAGCAGAAGAAACACCACAAGGGUCCGAGCAGGAUAAUGACGGAAGCGCGCUUUAUAAUUUUCUUUAUCCCGAUAAAGAUCUUCUCCCAGAUGAUAAGGAAAUGACUAUAUUCGAUCAUCUCGAAGAGUUACGACAGAGGAUAUUUGUGUCUGUAUUGGCUGUUGGAGCUGCUAUCUUGGGGUGCUUUGCAUUUUCAAAAGAACUGAUUGUAUUUCUUGAAGCUCCUGUUAAAGCACAGGGUGUACGAUUUCUGCAACUAGCUCCUGGCGAGUUUUUCUUCACGACGAUAAAGGUGUCAGGAUAUUGUGGCCUUCUUUUAGGAAGCCCUGUAAUUCUGUAUGAGAUCAUAGCCUUUGUUCUUCCGGGUUUGACCAGAGCAGAGAGAAGGUUUCUGGGGCCUAUUGUGUUGGGCUCCUCGGUUCUUUUCUACGCCGGUCUUGCUUUUUCCUACUCGGUUCUGACUCCAGCAGCCUUAAAUUUCUUUGUUACUUACGCCGAAGGGGUUGUAGAAUCUUUGUGGUCUAUUGAUCAGUACUUCGAGUUUGUACUAGUGCUAAUGUUCAGCACAGGCUUGUCUUUCCAGGUUCCUGUCAUACAAUUUCUUCUCGGACAACUCGGUCUUGUAUCGGGGGACCAGAUGCUUUCCAUUUGGAGAUAUGUAGUGGUUGGUGCAGUCAUUGCAGCUGCUGUAUUGACACCAUCAACAGAUCCUGUAACUCAGAUGCUUCUGGCAACUCCACUUUUGGGUCUUUACUUGGGUGGUGCAUGGGUUGUAAAGCUUACCGGACGGUGAUCGCUUUGCCAUUGGAAUCUUCAGUCGGGAUCGGUCUAGCGGCCGGUGCAUCGCAAGCGUGCUCGUUUCGUAUAUUGUCAAAAAUUAGUCAUAACAAGAUCAGCCUAUAAAUUAUUUGUACCGAAUCUGUACCAUUAUUGUAGAAUUUUCUUUUCUCCUCCUACGCUUGAGAAGCUCCAUCUCUUGCCCUUGUUGUAU